AAAAUGAGUAGGCCUAUAUGUGUGAAGACCAUUUAUUGAUUUCUUUAAAUGUACAUUUACACGUAACAGCCUGCCAUUAUACACACACCCGUACAGUAAAUAUAUUUACAAACACUUUAUAGAGAGAGAGAGAGAACAAGAACAUAUGAAUUAAUUGUAUUUAUCAGCAAAACAGCCAGGUGGCGUUGUGAACACUAAGGUCCACUGCCAGCAAAGUGGCUGGGGCUCAAAGUAAAAGUAAAAGUAAAAGGACAAGAAGGGAAAUUGCAAUUUAGAUGAAAAAGUUAACUGGCCUGCAGAUGAAUAAAUAAAUCAUAAGAAGUACAACACUGGUCAUUACUGAGCACACAACUCAAUACUUACCACAUAUAGAAAGGAGAUGGAAACCAUUGGGGUUUUGAAAUGUAAGAAAGGUCCAGAUCCUCUAUGUCUGCUUUUUGGUCCAACAGACUGAAUAAAAACAUCUAAAUGGUUCAGAUCUGUGUUUAAUGAAUGAAUGUAGUGAUAUCAGACCCUUUAGUGUCCUCUAUUGGCCAGAAAUGACAGUGACACCCAUAGCUGCUUCCUGAGUGUAAAGCUACAGGCGUGGCUGCAGGUGAUCACUGUACUGAGACACAUCACAGGAAGAGACCAAGAUUAAAGGACGCUGCUGUAAGUCUGAGAAAAUUACAAAUAAUACUAACAACAAAUCUUCCUUAUGUUAACAUAAUAUCUUGAAAUGUUUCAGGGCGGCGUCCAUUUUAAUCUACAAACAAGGUAUGAUCUUGCUUUUGUUUUCUAUUAUGCACCUGUCCUUUGUUAUCAAGCCGAAUGGGAACAUGUUGACUGCUGACAGUAAAUGAGUGCAUGGUGAAACUUACCAUUAAAAACAUACAAAUAUUGAUAUAUUAAAAAUAUAUCUUUAAAAUAUUCAACAGCAUGCCUGAGGAUACAAAUUAGUACUUUGUAGCUAUCUAAAGAUUGACUUAUAUUUAAUUUUUAAAGUUUUUAAUUUUUAAAGUUUUGUUUACAUAUUAAGUGGUAAAGAAAGCUUUUACAAAUGUAAAAGUCAGAAAUUAAGAUUUUUUCAAAUUAUUUUUGAUGUUUUCCUCGUCUCAGAAUGAUGGCCGAGGUCUUCAAAAAAUUCUGCGUCACAGUUUAUUUUGACAUAAUAGUCUGUAUUAUUACACAAAAAAACAUUAUUCACACUCCGUUUUAGCUUUUAUGUCGAUAAACAAUGUACCUGUUCAAAAAAAAAGAUGCAGUUUGUUCGGCUUUGAGCAGUUUGGCUGAUUUGAAUGAGCAUUUGCAUCAAACCUGAUGUUUUCAACAGUCACAUGAAGGAGAAUGAAAACACGUUUGUUUUUCUCCUCAUAAAUGAUAAAUGUGUUGAUUAUUUAUACUAUAAAUAAUCAAAAUGUAUUUUAAAUCACAUGCGCUUUCAUAAUACCAAAUAGCGAAAGUAAGGCCAAAGGCGAGGGCCGAGUCAGCUUUAUGGUGCUUUGUGAACUGUGCAUGUCUGCGUCCUUCCAUUUUUUAUUAGCACAGAGACCAGAGUCCUCUGGCAUUGCAGGAAGUUGUGUUUAUGGCUGCAGGUGUUUUUCGAAACUUGAUUGUAUGGGCAAUGAUGUCAUGUUCUAUGCCAGCAACAGACAAAGGCACACCCAGUGUCCUCAGGUCACAUGGCCUGUGUGUUUACAGAGUGAUAGUAGUUCGUUGAAAGCAAUAGCUACAGGACCAGGUCACGUGAGACCACAAAGGGCAGGACGCAAUAACAAAGUCCUCUUCCUCCACACAAACAAAAUAAAGAACCGCAGCAGAUAAAGGAAAUAGAACACGGAGUUUAGGCAAAUGCAUGGUUAUAUGUGAUGCAAGAGACGGCUGAAUUAGUUUCAUAAACAUGAUCGCACACCUUUCAGAACACAAUGGUGGAAGAAACGAAACAGCGGAAAAACGCCACAUCCCUCCAGGCUGGACCUGGUGAGGUAGACCACAACACUCGCUGUAACAUCGAUAUGAGAGUUUCCCAGCGUAUUGGACGACAGCUGGCUCUGAUAGGGGACGAAUUGGACUACAAAUGGCGUGAACAACUGCCCCUCCAAUGGCAGCCCCUGAAUUUUGGGAUUUAUCCUUAUGUCCUAACCAGGAGAGCGUUCUCUGGGAUCUUCAACAAUGUCUGGGGGUCCAAAAUUAUGCCAAUGUUGAGGACAUCCUGGCCGGUUCCACAGCUUCAAAAUGGCUGUCAGGAGGCCAAGAAGUGGGCAGCCUUGGUAUCCAACUUGCACGUUUCUGACUGGUCUCGCAGGACCACAUACAUAUUUGCGUCUGCUUUACUUCUGGUCACUGUGUCUAUCUUACUUAUAACUUGGAACGAAUACGAAGGCUGAAUGUGACAUUGAGGGGGUCAAGA
Onychostoma macrolepis is the source of this 2389-nucleotide messenger RNA. It is a transcript of the gene bik, whose product is annotated as BCL2 interacting killer. Bases 1905 to 2366 code for a protein of 153 amino acids. The record is from RefSeq and is a predicted model, not a curated record. Gene Ontology annotation, biological process: apoptotic process. Lineage: Eukaryota; Metazoa; Chordata; Actinopteri; Cypriniformes; Cyprinidae. The transcript is spliced from 4 exons.